CACAGAAGGUCCCAAACUGUGCUGAAGGAUGAAGAAGCUGAUUGUUUUGCUUUAUUUACUGCCAGCGGUCACAGAGUCUUUUCAUGCCUAUACUCCCCAAGAUGAGGUGGUUGCACAUCUCUAUACAGAUGUUCAGUUGUCUUGUUUCUUCAGUCUGUCAAAAGAAGAUCCGACUCUGAAACAUGUCAUUGUAUUCUGGAAACACAAUGGUGUUGAGAUAGCAAGAUUUAUAGAUAAGAAAGUGACCAACAGUCACAUGGCAUUGCUAACAGAAAAUGAUCUGCGCAACGGAAACGCAUCGCUGCACCUCAGAAACAUCACAGUGGAAUAUGAAGGGGAAUACGAAUGGCUAGUGUAUGAAACUCCAUUACAACUUCAAGGCAAAGUGCAGCUUAAAGUAUUAGGUUCCCCUACUGUCUCCCUAAUGCCUCUUCUCUUGGUGAUGAACUAUUCAGGCACACUGGAAUGCCGAGCUGAAGGCUUCUAUCCUAGGAACAUCUCUAUUGAGUGGCUGAGAAACUCUGAGCCUAUAGAUUUACAGGAGCUUCUGGAUUACCACAACAAUCCCGAUGGCACCUUCAGUGCCAAGAGGCGCUACAACUACACAUCAACUGAUGAGGACAUCGAAGCAAACGUCUCAUGUAAAGUGACCCAUGAGUCCUUGCAAAAAGACCUUGUGGAGCAUCUCCAUACCUGUAAGCUGAAAGUAUCACCCACAACUCUGCUAAGCGGUGAGGACCAGACUAUCACCUGCAAGCUGAAUGACUGUCUCAAUAGAAGGGUCGACAUGAGGUGGAGGAAAAAUGACAUGGCUUGGAGGGAACUGGAGUGCGAGGUAGUAAAGGAAUGCUUGUGCAAAGCGACCUUCAUAGCGAAAGAUACAGAUGGGAAGGGGCAGGAAGAAGAACAGAAGAACAAGAUUUUGUGUGAAGCAGAGAUGGAAGGGCUUGAAAGGCUGCUAACUGAAUGUAUCCCUAUUACAAUUCAAGAUGGAUCUAAGCGUCUACACUGGGCUGUUACAUGUGCCUUAAUCCUGACUGCCCCACUUGUACUGACUACACUACUUAUAGUGUUGUGUCGCUGUCUGCGUUAAAAUUAAAGUUACUUUCAAGACCUUUGGUGCGUCAAUACAUCCACUGAGCAAUCUCUUGGAAUGGGAGCUCAGAAUAAGCACAAGAAGAGACAACAAGACCCCAGCACCAGACUCUCUCAAGACCCUGCUUCAGUCAGGAAAAUAUAUCCCCAGUGUAGAGUGCCUAUGGAGGGGUUGGAUGGCCAGGUGGUCUUUAUCCACCACAUUUAUAGUUUCAGAAAGAGCCUGAGGGGUCAAGAUGUUAAUUUUCUUCAUAUUUUACAUUAAUUGUAUUUUUUUUAAGUUUUCCCCUCCUCUGUUGCCUCCUGGCCUAAGAAGUGUUAAUCAUUCUGUAAAAUGUCACCUUACAUGUAAUAUUCAUUAUUUUGAAGCAUGUUGUUACUUAAAUUUUCAGUUAGUAUUUUGUUGAGAUUGUUUUCAAAAGCAUUUUUAAAUAUGUUAUAGAUGUUUUGCUACACUGCAUGAAGUUUUAUUUUCAAGUUUUGCCUUUUGGAUUUGUUUCCAUCAUAUCACCUCAAGUUUACUUUUAUAAGUUUCUUUCAUAAAAGUGCAUGUUUGUGAUAUCUUUGGACAGACCAUUGCGACCUUAAUGGGACUAGUAAGGCCAGACUUUAACACAACUGUUAAACCCUCACAGAAGAGCACAAAUCAAUAUAGACGGACAGUUAGCAGAGCAGAAAAAAAAGAGUUACUGGUACCCAAUUCUGUCUCGCCCGCAUUACUUUAUCUGCUGUUUUUAGUUACAGACUUCGUUUACAUAAUCUUAGAGAGUUGAAGGCAGUUACAUGUGACCCAUCCCGACAAAACCAAACAAGAUCUGACAAAAAACAAUAGUUGCCUGUGUGUAAUCUGUCUUUUCUUAUGUGGAGACUCAGCCCGGACACAGAAAGGAAGACACCAGCAGCUCCACAACACACACACAUUUAUUUACACUAUUUACUGUACAUUAGUCCUCAACACAGUCCCGCACAGCACACAGUGCAACUGAACCAACCACUCUUAAAGUCCGGGCCUUCCAAUGGACCUUCCUUUCUUCACCACCUCUCUUCCUCUCUCCCGAGCUUUGCCCUCUUCCUCCCGACUCCGGCUCAUGACUGGAGGAAUGGCGACCUCUUUUAUACCCACCCGGACAUGCUCCAGGUGCCCUCUGACGAUCUUCCUGCGGUACUUCCUGGUGUGGCGGAAGUGCCACAUGAAC
Polypterus senegalus (gray bichir) is the source of this 2291-nucleotide messenger RNA. RefSeq names its product tyrosine-protein phosphatase non-receptor type substrate 1-like. Lineage: Eukaryota; Metazoa; Chordata; Cladistia; Polypteriformes; Polypteridae. The transcript has 6 exons. Bases 29 to 1093 code for a protein of 354 amino acids. The record is from RefSeq and is a predicted model, not a curated record. Gene Ontology annotation, biological process: cellular response to lipopolysaccharide; T cell costimulation; immune response. Gene Ontology annotation, cellular component: external side of plasma membrane.